This is a messenger RNA of Fusarium sp. VM40, 741 nucleotides long. NCBI's taxonomy places the organism in Eukaryota, Fungi, Ascomycota, Sordariomycetes, Hypocreales, Nectriaceae. The record is from the annotation of a GenBank genome assembly.
AUGCCUUCUUAUCUCGUCACAGGAGCAUCGCGUGGUUUGGGGGGACCCUCUAAGAGCCGUGAUGAUACUGUAUUCGGGAUAGUACGUGAUAAAUCAGCCACCGACGCCAAGAUUGCAGAAGAGCUUGGCUCUUUAAGCAAAAUCCAUAUUUUGGAGGCGGAUAUUACCAAUUACGAAGCCCUGAAGAAUUCUGUUCAUGCGGUCUCCGAGAUCACCGGAGGGUCGCUCGACUACGCUAUUGCGAAUGCAGGCUUGAUCCCGUUGUGGUCCACAUGGGACUGGAUAUUCUCAAAAUCCCCUCAACUUCUCGAGAAAGACCUUCUCGAGUCAUUCAAGGUGAAUGUCAUUAGUAAUUUCCACCUGUUCAAUCUUUUCACUCCAUUUGUUCUCAAAGGCCGAGGCAAAGAGGUGGUCGCGGUCUCAUCUGGAAUGUCCGACGUUGACUUCAUCCGCGAAUUUGAGAUUGAACCAGCUGCCCCGUACGCCAUAAGCAAAGCCGGUACAAGUGUUGUAACAGCAAAGUUUGCUUCUCGUGGGUUUGAAGGCGAGAUGACCGAAGAGCAGAUCCGCAAGGCUCAGAAAUUGGCGAGCAAGUUCGUGAAUUAUGCCCCUCAUCACAAGGGUCCUAGUUUCCCCGAAGAAUUGACCAAGGCGGUUCUAUCGGUUAUGCAUGAGGCGUCUCUGGAGAAGGGCAGCAGCGGGGCGUUUGUGUCGCGAUAUGGAAACAAGCACUGGAUGUAG